Messenger RNA from Coniophora puteana RWD-64-598 SS2, 1104 nucleotides. RefSeq lists its product as uncharacterized. The record is from RefSeq and is a predicted model, not a curated record. The transcript is spliced from 6 exons. Bases 1 to 1104 code for a protein of 367 amino acids. NCBI's taxonomy places the organism in Eukaryota, Fungi, Basidiomycota, Agaricomycetes, Boletales, Coniophoraceae.
AUGGAUUACGACGAAUUAGGUAGCCCCACUGACGCGCCGGAGGAGCCGAGGUCCGUCGACAAGGGCAAAAAACCGGCAAUCUCUCUGGGCAUUGGUGGGCAAGCUCCCAACUUCGCGGAGCUCGCAAAGUACGGAGAAGACGACGAUAUGGGACCGAUCGUAAUGGCGCUAGAUAACGACGACGAUUUGGACGCUGCGUUUGCCAAUAUCGCGAAGCGCAUGGGGAACGCACCGGCAGGCGAGGCAGUCCCGUCCGCCGGUAAGAACAAAACUAACAACACCGCGACCUCGGCGGCUCCGUCGACCUCGGAUGGCCCCUCAGCGGACCCUGCUACAAUGGACGCAGAGAUGUCUGUGGAUAAGAAGGCGGGGAAGGCGAAGGCCGUGCACUCCACCAAGCCGAAGCAAAAGGUCGUCCCGGGCAAAACCUCAGAUCCAGAAGCCGCCCCGUCGUCAACUGCUGCCUCAACCUCGCGCGCGGCUGUCUCCUCCCCGGGUCCCCAGCGUGAGCCUCAGGGUGACUCAACCUCCGGUAAGCGGAAGGCGUCGUCUCCUGUACAUGCAAACCCGAUUGCCAAACGUCCUGCAGUAGGCUCCGCUGGUGGCGAGCGGAACACUUUGACGAUUCCCUUGGGUGCCCAGAGCGUACCAGGAGCUGGCGACCGCAAGAGUCGGUCAAAAGACCUCUCUUCGGCGGACGACGAAAGCGCGGCGAUGCGAGAUUUCCAUCGCCAAACCGACUACCUCUUGCGUUUCGUUACGCCGUCCGCCAUCGUAGACUUCCUGCAAUCCGCCGAAAACGCCUUUGGCAACGAUCUGGUCCGUGGCUUCGACGUUGUUGGUGAGCAGGUUGUGGGCAGGGCAGAACAAGCCGCGGACAGCGGACAAGGCACUUCGUUCACAACACCAAUUUCGGCGGAUGCAGGAGCCGCCCAUAUCAUUUCGUUGAAUUUGAGACCCAUCCGCCCAUGUCUACUUGGGCAUCAACUCAUGGCCUUCGUCCGCUCCCAAAGCCCAGGGGCAGUCGAGCCCCAUCCGCCAACACUGAUGGUGUAUCAUCCGCCAGCAGCCCAUCCGCCUAUAUUGCUCGUCAGCCUGCACUGA